AUGACGAUUCGAAUGGCAACUAGUGUACUUCGACGAGCGGUCUUGCGACCUGCACCGUUGCAAGCUCGAAUUCGACCGAGUGUUUCGUUCUCCACUUCACUCACGGCGCAUCGAUCCUCACCUUCCAAACCGGACCCAUCUGCCACGGAUCAGGGUGCUACGGGACCCUCUCAAUCGACGCAAAAUGCCAGCGGACCCUCCGGCGCUGUCCCUGACUCCCAGCUCUCCGACCCCUACCCUCUCCCCUUCAGCCCAGACAUCAUCGACCUGAACUCGGCGAAUAGCGGCCCCGAACGAGGUCCCGAGUCCAAGUGGUCCGGUCUCAACCUCGCCUCCUCCUCCCAAACGCUCGACGGCAUCGAUGCACCCAUGCGUGUCCCUGGGCGAGAAAGUGAAGAUCGAGAAACGAAAAUCUCCCGCUUGAUCUACCAGACCCGCAAGCGGGGUACGCUCGAAACGGAUCUCUUGCUCAGCACCUUCGCGAAAAAGGAGCUGAAAAGCUUGCCGGAUGAAGAGCUGGAUGAGUUCGAUAGACUGCUCGACGAACCGGAUUGGGAUAUCUUCUACUGGUGUACGCAGAGGAAGGAGAUCCCGGAUAGGUGGAAGAAGAGCUUCGAGACGGAAGGGAAGUUGGGGAGUAGGUUGAUCAGGCAUACCAAGAACGAGGAGAAGGCGGUCAGGUGGAUGCCCGAAUUGUAA
Molecule: messenger RNA, 699 nt
Organism: Pseudozyma hubeiensis SY62
Lineage: Eukaryota; Fungi; Basidiomycota; Ustilaginomycetes; Ustilaginales; Ustilaginaceae
Product: mitochondrion protein
Exons: 1
Coding region: 1-699 (232 amino acids)
Biological process (GO): mitochondrial respiratory chain complex II assembly; mitochondrial electron transport, succinate to ubiquinone; protein-FAD linkage
Cellular component (GO): mitochondrion
Source: RefSeq, a predicted model, not a curated record